Messenger RNA from Tachysurus vachellii, 1010 nucleotides. RefSeq lists its product as uncharacterized. The record is from RefSeq and is a predicted model, not a curated record. Gene Ontology annotation, cellular component: membrane. The transcript has 7 exons. The coding region runs from base 88 to 756 and encodes 222 amino acids. NCBI's taxonomy places the organism in Eukaryota, Metazoa, Chordata, Actinopteri, Siluriformes, Bagridae.
CCUGUGUGAUGCACCUGCGCGGCCUGCAGGUAAGUUGCACGCGCUGGACCAGAAGACCGGAAGUGGUGAGACAGUGAAGGCUUGAUCAUGGAGCACUACAGGUACUUCAUCCUGAACCAGAAGGUGAUGGUGGUGUGGGGAAUCCUGCAGGUAGCCUGUGCCAGCUUGUGCGUCGUGUGUGGAUUUAUAGACGCCGUUUUCCGCAUGAGCACGACUCUCAGUGAAACCAGAGCUCCUCUGUGGGCAGGAACGAUGAUGGCCAUCCCUGGAGUGCUCGCACUUUUUGCCUCGCAAAGGAAAAACCCAACGCUGGUUACCGUCAUGAUUGUGUCAUCUGUCGUCUCUUACGUCGCCACUGUGAUCGUAUUCGUUUACGCCGGCGUGACGCUCAGCUACGGAGAAGAAGACGAUGAACUUUUCCACCCCAAACACAUCACUGAAGUGAAGUUUGUCCUGAGCCGUAUGGUGAAAGCAGCAAACAGCACUAUGGUGUUAUCAGGAGUCGGCGCGCUCGUGUUCUCCUCUCUCAUCACGUACGUGGGGUGUCGCAGUCUGCCGAUCUGUGGGUGCUAUGAUUCAGUCACAGGCAUGGAGAUGCUUGUUUCUCAGAAUGACCCAAGUGCUUCAGGUGAUCUGGUCUGUUCAUGGCACGGUGGAGACGAACGAGUGUUGAACUCUCCCAUAUCGUUUAUGGAGCGCUGCCCUGAACAGGAACAGGAACUCUCUGCACUUCCUCCAUACAGCAGACUCACGUAGGCACUGAAUUACACACUCCAGGUGUUUUUAUCGAAUUCAUGCUCAGAAAAGAGGAACCUGAACCUCCUGAAUCCAGUUCUGUACGUUUCCUUGCACUUCUUUUCACUGACUGAAGUUUCUAAAGUGCCAUUUUAUUGUAUGCAAUGUUUUGUUUUGUUUUCUUAUCAUAUUUAAUUUAUCUAAUUUAUAUCACUAAAUGCCUGUAAAAUAUAUUGUUAAUUAAACAAUUUUUUAAUAAAUAGUUUUUACCUGGA